AUGUUGCCCAUCCGCUUAUCCAAACUUCUGCUUUUGCUCUCCUUAAAGUUGAAAUUGGGUACAGCUGAAGAAAAAUACCAAAAGUUGGAUUUAAAAAGAAUUGACAAAGACUAUUAUGCCGUCGAUGUCAAAGUCGGCUCCGAUGAGCAGGAGAUCAAAGAGGUACUAAUAGAUACGGGUUCAUCUGAUUUCUGGAUCUUGGACAAAUCGUUCUGUAAUUCUCCAACAUCAGAGGAAGAAGAGAACAGUAACGGGCGUAGCAACAAGGAAAGCUGUGGAGUCUAUGGCUCGUUCGACUCCAACAAGUCAGAGACAUUUCAGGCAACUGGCCAAGUAUUUGACGCUGCUUACGGUGACACCACAGCCGAGUCGACAGGAUCUUCAGGAGUUCGAGGAAUUGAUCAGCUACGGGUAGGAGAUAUUCAUAUAGAAGAACUCUAUUUUGGACUAGUGACAAACACUACAAGUUUACCACCCGUUUUAGGAAUUGCCCAGCUUUCCGAAGAGUUCAGCAACAACUCUUAUCCUAACUUUCCAUACCAGAUGAAAGAGGAAGGUCUGAUUGAUGUUGUUGCAUACUCUCUCUCCUUGGGCCAAAGUAAAGGUGAACUACUGUUCGGGGCUAUGGACCACUCAAAAUAUAAUGGAACACUAUUGAAAGCCCCUAUAUUGCAGGCGGGCACACCAGGAAUGCAAGUUCUUUUAACUGGAGUGGCCCUUACAAAUGGUUCAUCAAGCGUCUUCAAUGAGACAGACAAUAAAGGUUUUAUCUACUUUGACAGUGGGACUACUGCUUCCACUCUGCCAUCAGAGCACUUUGAUGAUCUUUUCAACCAUCACGGAUGGGCGUACGAUGGUGAUACAUUGACAUAUUCGAUUCAAUGCGAUAGUGAGGGAGAAAAAUCUUUACUUGACUUCACUUUAGAAUAUACCAUUGCUGGUAAUAUUGUCAUCAAAGUACCAUUUGAAGACAUUAUUAUGAAGAAUGAAAAUGAUGGAGAAUGCCUCUCAACCGUAAUGGUGUCGAACCAGACUUCUUUUUCAUAUUCCGAUGACACACCCUUUUUCGUUGCUGGAGACGAAGUUCUGUUGAACGCUUAUGUUGUUUACAACCUAGAAACACAAGAGCUGGCCAUUGCUCCAGCAGUGGAUAAUCCAGAAGAUACUGAAGAAGAUAUUGAGAUUAUCUCCGCAGACUUUGAUAUUUCAGAAGCCAGAGAUUAUAGCGUUGGAUUAGAGUUCAGAAAUACCACAAUUCCAGCUACAACUGAUUACUUGCCUUCCUCGAUGUCGUCAGGUUCAGUCAGCGAAGAGACUGGUUCCAAGUCUGAGAGCUCUACUUCUGAGGACUUUGCUGCAGCCACGUUGAAACCAUUUACAUUUUGGGGUUUCGUCCUUUUUUUCUUUCACUUUUUGAUUUGA
This is a messenger RNA of Komagataella phaffii GS115, 1422 nucleotides long. Its product is annotated as Aspartic protease, attached to the plasma membrane via a glycosylphosphatidylinositol (GPI) anchor. Gene Ontology annotation, biological process: proteolysis. The transcript has a single exon. Lineage: Eukaryota; Fungi; Ascomycota; Pichiomycetes; Pichiales; Pichiaceae. Gene Ontology annotation, molecular function: aspartic-type endopeptidase activity. The record is from RefSeq and is a predicted model, not a curated record. The coding region runs from base 1 to 1422 and encodes 473 amino acids.